Messenger RNA from Dermacentor silvarum, 1728 nucleotides. Its product is annotated as GIGYF family protein Gyf-like. The record is from RefSeq and is a predicted model, not a curated record. Bases 214 to 1623 code for a protein of 469 amino acids. Gene Ontology annotation, molecular function: protein binding. The transcript has a single exon. Lineage: Eukaryota; Metazoa; Arthropoda; Arachnida; Ixodida; Ixodidae.
GGUUCGAAAUGAUUUUUUGUCAAACGAAGGUCGGCGCAGGAACGAGAAAGAGGAGAGCACGCCCGAGCACUGGCCGUGCCACGUGCGCAUGCCAAGGGCGAGAAGCGGAGCACGUUCCGAGGCGAACGGGUACCCGUGUCACCGACGUCCCGAGAAGCCGCCGCGCUGGAAAAGGCCAGCACAGUCUCCAGCUGGUCGGAAGGCCACGGUGCCAUGAUUCAAACGGCGCGGAAGAGAAUUGGGGGGACAAAUGCCGAAUUCGAACCAGGGACUUCAUCGUACGACGAAGACGAACAUCCCAAUCUGACCAGAGUCCAGCUGCGUUCCGCCAAACCGUUCAAGCAACAAGCCUUGAUGCCCAACACGAAUGGCUACCACGAUUGCGAGCUCUGGCUCUACAAGGACAAGCUGGGCACACAGCACGGACCCUUCUCCGGUGCCCUCAUGGCCUCCUGGUUCGCCUCCGGGUGCUUCCGCAUGUCGUUGCCUGUGAAACGCACUUGCGACCGAGAGUUCCAACUGCUUGGCCAGCUCAUCAAGACCUGGGGCCGGUUGCCGUUCCGCCAUCAGACCUCACCAGACCAACCAAACUGCAGCGCUGACGAACGACCGGUCACCGCAGGCGCGACGCCAGCCGCACUGCCAUCAGACUGCGGUCCUGCGAAGGAAAAGCCGCCCUUGGGCUGCGACGACAAGUUCCUCAAAGACAGCCAAAUUUCAUUCGUUGGCUUGCAGGAAAAAUCACGCGCAAUGAUAACGAUCAAGGCGCUGCCGAUGGCUGCAGCAAGUCACCCGGCGGGUCCUCCGGCUGCUUUGGUACGCAGUGCGGAACGCGUCAAAGUUCCGCUGGGAUUUUGCGACGCUGCAGAACUACCUGCUGAAGACAAGCGCACAAAAGGCGGCACUAAAAAAGUGGCGAACCAGCACGAAGGUGCCUGGGGCGGCUACAAGAAGUGCCAGUCAGCAGCCCGAAGCUUCGUGCCGCCAGCAGUGACGCAGCCAGCCGAAACAAAGACUGCUGCCAACCGCCGUUCGACUGCCGCCACCGCCGCUACCACUGCUGCUCCGAUGACCUGGGCCAAAGUGUGCCUGAAAGUGCCGACGAAGCCACGGUGGGGGGAGCCUGCAAAGCAGGAGCCCGUCGCCAUCGAGAACAUGGCGCGGUUCCCGUCGCUUGGUGGCAAGGCUUUCACGGAGGCCGUGCAGAACAAAAUGAAAAACCAGCGACAAAACCAGCAGCAAAUCCAGCAGUACGAAUGGGCACGACGCAUGGCCGCCGACCAGGAUUUCACGCGCUGGAGCUACGACAGGCUGAGGAACCUGCCGUCGUACGUCCACGUGCCGACUUUCUUCGAGCUGCUGAGAGACGUCGACUCGAGCGCUGAAAUCGAAGAGUAUGUCCGCAUGCACCUUGGCAACGGAGAAGAGGUGUCGCGCUUCGCACAAGAGUUCGUGCAGCGACGGUCUGAGUGGAAGCAGCUGACGGGCUGGAAAAGUCCGGCUGAGCUUCGUGCGGCGACCGGCGGCGUCGACAUGGUGUCGAAAGGCCGAAAGAAAAUGCAGAAGCUGAACGGCACGGCCCUGGGCUUCGUGAUGGCAGGAGAAGCUUUCAAGAAAGUGUGAAUGCCGUCGGUCUGAGCUUUCGUGACCUCAGGGUUGCACAAACACUUUUUUUUUUUUUUUUUUAGACACCUGUCAAGGCAGCCCAUUGCAAAAUAAAGUGUUUUU